Molecule: messenger RNA, 1004 nt
Organism: Boleophthalmus pectinirostris (great blue-spotted mudskipper)
Lineage: Eukaryota; Metazoa; Chordata; Actinopteri; Gobiiformes; Gobiidae
Product: peptidyl-prolyl cis-trans isomerase Fkbp12-like
Exons: 4
Coding region: 90-416 (108 amino acids)
Molecular function (GO): peptidyl-prolyl cis-trans isomerase activity
Source: RefSeq, a predicted model, not a curated record
UGGAGGUAGUAAUACCGGAAGUGUGUGGGCACAGCACGCACCAGCAGCAGCAGCAGCAGAAACAGCAGCGCUCAGACGUCUAUUGAAAAAUGGGAGUGCACAGAGAAGUCUUGAAACCUGGUGACGAGAGGUCGUACCCGCAGCGUGGACAGAAGGUUGUCGUGCACUACAUCGGCACUUUGACAACUGGGGAGAAGUUCGACUCAUCCAGGGAUCGCGGGAAGCCGUUUGUGUUCACCAUUGGACAUGGAGAAGUGAUCAAAGGCUGGGAUGAGGGCGUCGCUCAGAUGUCUGUCGGGGAGGUGUCCAAGCUGACCUGCACCCCAGACUACGCCUAUGGAGCUCGGGGAUACCCACCAGUCAUCCCCCCCAAUGCCAUACUGGUCUUUGAGGUGGAACUCAUCAACUGCUAUUAACAUUUUCAAUACCCCAUAGCUGCUCAUUCCAUCCACUUCUUUGGCACCAGUUUAAUUAAUAUUGUGUUGUAAUUGUUAUUUCCAUCACAAUCAAGUAUUCCACAAUUGUAACGAAAUUUGAAUCUCCCCAAUGCUUUAGAAAUGUGGUAGUUGAGUUGACAUCAUGAAUUUAUUAGACUCUCAGUGAUGUUUUUGCAACUUACUAUUUUGUCAUUUUUGUUGCCAGUACAUCUGAAAUAUUGUGGAAAAGAUCAUUUAUUUUAACUUUUCUAUUCAAAAUGAAAUGUUCUCUAGAUUCAGUACACACUUUUAAACGCCAUCCAUGUGUUUAUUUGAAUAAUGCCAUGCCUGAAACUGUAAAAUCUCAAUUUGUGUGUUUGACUUUGUGCUUACUGAAUCAUUCUUGAAGUUUGACUACUGAAACAUGUUUCUUUUCCACAAUAUUUAAUUUUAAAAACAUGUGCCUGUAGUAGAUUCCUUGCUAUCCUUUAUUUUGUCUUACCUCCUUUUGCAUUAUCCCCCACUCCUUUUUGCCAUUUAAUCUUAAUAUGUGGGUAUUGCACUUCUUGAUUAAAACAUUGGAUACGA